UCACAGUCCCACGGUCUCACAGAGGCAUUGUGAUCAAUGAUCAGAGAUCGAUAAAUUAAGUUAAGCAUGACGAUAUGAUAGAGUAGGUAGAGUGUAUAACGCACGGAUGCUUGGUUACGUGUGCGGUAGGUGGGUAGGUGGUAGGUGGUUGCGGCUCUGGAUCUCUGGUGCUGGUGCGCUCGAAACUCUCCCGUCCGGGGCCCGGGCUUUAGAGUGUUUACUUACGUACUCUAGAUACGUUUCUCGAUGGUGGGCCGCGCUUCAAACUCUUCAAAGGAUGGGCGAAGUCUGUGAGGAUGUGGUUAGUUGGUUACAUGGACGGGCGCGGGCGCGGGCGCGGACACUCCCGUAAGUUUGGCCCGCAACGGCGUGGAACGAUGGCUGGCCCUGGGUGAUCAAGGCCCGACUAUGUCUAGAGUUAGAGUCGAGCCCACCACCACCGACCAGGCCCUUAAACCUUGUGCUCGUCCACGGCUCAUGGAAGUUCUGG
Tricharina praecox is the source of this 490-nucleotide messenger RNA. RefSeq lists its product as uncharacterized. NCBI's taxonomy places the organism in Eukaryota, Fungi, Ascomycota, Pezizomycetes, Pezizales, Pyronemataceae. Bases 107 to 352 code for a protein of 81 amino acids. The record is from RefSeq and is a predicted model, not a curated record. The transcript has a single exon.